Synchiropus splendidus (mandarinfish) is the source of this 1836-nucleotide messenger RNA. RefSeq lists its product as uncharacterized. Lineage: Eukaryota; Metazoa; Chordata; Actinopteri; Syngnathiformes; Callionymidae. Bases 222 to 1640 code for a protein of 472 amino acids. The record is from RefSeq and is a predicted model, not a curated record. The transcript is spliced from 4 exons.
GCCCUGUAUGAUUCAUUUGUUUGUGUUUUAGUCGAUAUGCAUACAAUGCUACUCAGACAUAUGUUUGCCAAUAAAAGAAAGGGACAUGGUUAAAUGGAAAAGUAUAUUUAUUUUGCACCGAGGAGUGUUCGAUCGUUUCCCCUUUUAACGAGACACUGUGUCCCUUCAUCUUCUUCACUCAGCAUCACCAAAGGUCCGAAGGCUCCCUGGACUGAGCGGCAAUGGGUCGAAUGGAUGAUGCGGCCAAGCGUAAGGUGGUGGAACUUCGGAUGGCUGGCCUCAGUUUCCGCAAGAUUAAAGCUGUGUUGGAGCUGGAAGACAUCAAGGUGUCUGCUCAGACCAUCUACAUGUUUCUGAGGGAGCUGCAGGGAAGACCACCGGGAAGAGUUCGACCUGCAGAGUCUGGACACCCAGCACCGGCUGUGACCGUCCAUAACAGAGCUUCGGGGUCACAGGAGAGUGGCAGUCCAACACAAAACCAUGCUAGGGAUGCAUUACAACACACCGCACUGAGAACGAAAACACAGACAACUGAAGCAGGCGGCACCACACCGCAGCAACAGAUUGACAGCCGAGAGAGAAAGGACAGUGAGAUCAAAAUUGUUAGUGUCACCUCUCUGGCAAACAGCAUGAGGCGACGAGUCACUCCUUCUCCUGCUACCAGCUCCGUACUGGCAGCUGGAAAAAAACUUUUGGAUAGAGCCUUGUCACAGAGGAUGAAGGUGACGACCUUGUUGAGGAAAGACCAGUCAAACCAGGGUUCACAUCUUAGGAGUGCAGUACUGCAGCGGGCUAGAGGUUAUGAUGUGAAGAGCGGUCUGGACCCAGAAGGAACAAGUUUAUCCAGGAAGAUCACCUUCCCAAGAGCAGCCGCUCGUUGUCCCAACCUUCCCCAGGUUGGAGUUCGACUGCCAAGCCAGUCCACAGCCCCGUUACAGACGUCUGGGAAAUCCUUAAUUCAUCUGCAGAACUCUGGAGGGCAAGGUCGGGACGAAGGAAAUCCCAGUCCACAGCAGAUGGCCCAGUACUCCAGAGGCAGUCUGCAGGAUCAGAUUCAGAGCCUGGGUGUUGAGGUGAGGAGCCUGGGCCUGGCUGUCACGAUGCUCCGGGAGCAGCAGAGUCGCAUGGAGAAGGAGCAAGCAGAGCAGACCAACAUCCAGAAACAGAUCCUGAAAACGCUGCAGCUCCUGGCUUCCAGAGCAGAACCCUGCACCAACCAACAGCAGAAAAGACACACACCUCCAACAUCGUUCAGCCAGGACACCUUCAGCUUCAAUCCGAACUCGUACCCGUCAUGCAGCCAACCCAGCUACGACUCUAUAGAUAAUCUGGAAUCCGUGGAGCCAUUCAGACUUAGCCCGCCCAGUCUGAACGGGUUCCUACCGUGUAGCAGCAGCGACAGUCUUCCUCUCACUCACACGGCGACGUUCUCUGGUUCAUAUCCACAGCAGAGCGCUCAGUCUCUCCUGCCGCCGUACACACAGGCUUUCUCUCCUUUCGCUCAGUCACAGGUCGGAACACACAGGGCGGAUUUCCAGAACAACCCUCUUUCUGAGGGUGUGUCCACACAGACGGCAGCGACCUCAGAACCCCUCGGUCAGGACAGGCAGCUCAGCACUAUUAAAGUGGAGGGGCCUUAAAGCUCAGAUGAUGUUGUUUGUUCUAAAAGGGCUUGUUUUAGAGUUCACUGUACUGUUACCUUUCUUUUGACCAAUGCCUUUAAAAUUCAGUUUAUUUAUUGACAGCAUGCUUGCCAGACUCAAAACACAGAGUGGAAUAAAAAAUAAUGUCUGAUCUGAAUUUGUAUUUCAGUGAUGUCCUUUAUCCUCUGACCCC